AUGCUUGCAGUUGCACACGCAGCCACAUAUCUUCUUCUGGAAAUUCCCGCAGAGCCACGAAGGGAAGUGAGAUCAGCCCAAUUUGGGCAUUUUAAUCCAUUCGGUGGUUUCAGUGGAAGCUCAUCGCAAGCUAACGCGGAAUCGCAGAGUUUCAAUCAAGGUGGAGGAUUCCCGGGCUUUCCGGGACAUUUUGGCGGGUCAAGCUCAAGCGCAGGGGCUCAGAGUCAGACCUUUGAGCAGGGCGGUCUUGGUGGGUUUGGUGGCUUUGGGGGGUCAUCAUCGAGUGCAGGAGCGCAAUCACAAACAUUUGAACAGGGUGGCUUUGGUGGUUUUGGGGGCUUCAGUGGAUCAGCAUCCAGUGCAAAUGCUCAAUCGCAGUCCUUCAAUUCUGGUGGUGGCUUUGGAGGCAGUGGAAGUGGAGCUUCCGCCAGUGCCAGUGCUCAGUCAUUUGAUCAGGGAUUCGGAGGAUUUGGUGGCUCAGCUGCAAGUGCAGGGGCUCAGGCGCAAUCUGUGUCAGCCUAA
This is a messenger RNA of Lutzomyia longipalpis, 522 nucleotides long. Its product is annotated as PE-PGRS family protein PE_PGRS26-like. The transcript has 5 exons. Bases 1 to 522 code for a protein of 173 amino acids. NCBI's taxonomy places the organism in Eukaryota, Metazoa, Arthropoda, Insecta, Diptera, Psychodidae. The record is from RefSeq and is a predicted model, not a curated record.